AUGGAGCAUGAAGCGGAAACGAGGCCAACGACGACAAACGUGCUAACUGAGUGGGUUGCACCUGGAAAGUUAAAAGAAGUGAACAGCUCGGUCGAAACCGACAGUUUAGCAGACGUGAAGCCGGAAGCUGAGGCUGUUAUGGAGGCAAUGCUUACGAGUAUCGCUGGAGAUGCUGACAAGCAUUCGGAGAUUAAAACCACUGAGAAAGCUGCUCCGGGACUUGUCGCAGUCGAUGUUGACGCAACCAAUGACGUUAAGGAAAUCACAUUGGGUUUUGACGACGGUGCAAUGGAAAAAGUCAUAACGAUGUCUGAGAUUAAGCCUGUGUCUGCCGUGUACAUGGCAGAAUCUGUUGAACAAAUGAUAUUGGAAACAUCCUCUGACCUCAAGUCUGGCCAAGUGGAAUCGAUUGAAGCGUUGGGAGAUGUCAAAGUCGAAAAUGUUGAGGUGGACAAAGAAGGAAAUACAAUCGAUGCAAUUGCUACAAAGGAUACAGUCGACGGGUGUGUGACUGAUAGCGUGAUUGAGACUACUAAAGUUGAAGCCGCUAUCGAUACUGGGAGAGAGAUGGCACAUGACAUUGUCACCGAAGAAAUCGGUAGCAAACUUGUUCUAUCGCAACCUAGAGCCAUCGACGACGAAGCAGUGAUGUUUACCAUUGACAUUGACACUAGACAUUCAAUUGUAAAUGUUGCGAAAGAAGAAGGCGCUGAUCAUGGCGAUGGAAAUGCCGCAGAGACAGAAUUUCAGCCUAAGGGAGAGAGUGAAGUCGUUGCGUGUGGAAUGGUAAGCGCUAUGCCUGAGAUCGUCGACUUUGAGGCUACAGAGACCAUCCUAACUCUUGUAAGUGAGCCCAUUUCCAAAGCUAUUGACAACCAGGCUACCGUAACGGAACUUCAGGAUGAACCGACAGACGAAGAAAUCAACCAGGUUAUAUCAAGUGUCGAUGAGACAAAAGUAUCUGGCCUAGGCACAAGCAGGUUGUCUACAGACAAUGAUGAUCUUCUUUCAAAAAGCGAGAGCGAUACGAAGGAGACCUCACAGCUAGAUGAAACGUUUCAGGUUGAAACAGAUCCUAUCAAUCCUGUCGCUACAUUGAUUAAACGCUACGAACAGAUCGCCAGACGCAAAGCAAACAAAUUUGCACAGCCGCGUCAUUAUUCUCAAACUUCUCUGGUAUCACCGCAAUCGUCGUCACCUCCGUCUUCUUUGAAUGUUUUUGAGGCAACAGCGAAGCGGAAUGAGGAAAUCGAAAUGGCUAAAAUGUUCAACGAAGAGAAAAUAUGUGAGCCAGACACAUAUAAAACAAACGAAAAAAGAGUGAUGAACCCCGAAGAUGUGGUAGACAACGCCUUACAAGGUGAGACUACGUUUGAUAUUGCUAUUGCUGAAGAGGCUUUUAUAGCAGUCCAAGACAUGACGCAGGAUACAAAUUCAGUUGAUAUUUGCAAUCUAUCCAUCGGAGAUGAAAGUUUCGCUUCUGCAGGAAAUAUACCUGGAGGUGCUACAGACGAGAGAAGCUCAUUCGAGGAAUCAUCUGUGGUUGAGCCUGUAUUGGCGGGUACCGAAACAAGUACAGAGGAGCGGCCUGUGGAAACUACUACAGAUGUUCAAGAAGAAGCAGCUAUAAAUGAGCUAGACAAGAGAGUCGAGGGGAUGUCUGAAGACGAAAACGCACUUGGUAAUGCAACUGAAAGUGUGGAGAAUUUUUCUGAUGAUGAUGGUAUUAAAACGACAACGACUUUAUUUGAGACUACCAUUUCUUGCGAUUUAACAGACAAUCAACAGAGCAACCAUGAGGCAAGCACGUGUAGUUCAGAUGAUCAUUAUACGACUGAAGUAGUUAGUGCCGACUUCAGCACCAACGAGACACUGAACGAGAGUGUGAUCUCAACUCAACCUCAAGAGAGCUUGAAAAAUCUCGGCACUUCUAAACAGUCCAGAGAUAUGCCAGCAGAAGUCCCUCAGAAUGAUUUUGUUAAGCCAGAUAUAUAUACCAUGGCAAACAUGGAAAUGUCACCAACAACGAAAGGAGAGGCCAGAGAUGUCAUAUUAGCAACAGACACGUCAGAAAAUGACUCGAGCCAGCAAUCACUUCCUCCUGUGCUUGUGACGUAUGAGAUUCUUGGUGUUACGCGAGUCAACAACGUCAUCAUGUAUCACAUUUAUUCUGUCAAUACUGCAACAAACGAGCGAGUUCCUGUAAGCUCGAAGCGAUAUUCCGAGUUCAAAUUACUAGUCGAACAGCUACGAUUUUUAAAUACUCCAGAGGCUUACGAUUUGCCAGAGUUGCCUAAGCCCAACAUAAUCACCUUCUUGCGAGGACGUCGUAAUCAGACAACUAUUGAACAGCGCGAGAAAGCAUUUGCAGAUAUUCUUUGCUAUAUUUCAAAGCAUCCAGAACUUCAUACCAGUGCUAUAUUUCAAAGUUUUAUAGCGAAAUAA
This is a messenger RNA of Plasmopara halstedii, 2445 nucleotides long. Its product is annotated as Phox homologous domain. NCBI's taxonomy places the organism in Eukaryota, Oomycota, Peronosporomycetes, Peronosporales, Peronosporaceae. The coding region runs from base 1 to 2445 and encodes 814 amino acids. The transcript has a single exon. Gene Ontology annotation, molecular function: phosphatidylinositol binding. The record is from RefSeq and is a predicted model, not a curated record.